This is a messenger RNA of Maudiozyma barnettii, 3597 nucleotides long. It is a transcript of the gene KIC1, whose product is annotated as putative serine/threonine protein kinase KIC1. Lineage: Eukaryota; Fungi; Ascomycota; Saccharomycetes; Saccharomycetales; Saccharomycetaceae. The record is from RefSeq and is a predicted model, not a curated record. The transcript has a single exon. Gene Ontology annotation, biological process: protein phosphorylation. The coding region runs from base 1 to 3597 and encodes 1198 amino acids. Gene Ontology annotation, molecular function: ATP binding; protein kinase activity.
AUGAAGAAAUCAACAAUAAACACAAAUUCUAUGCAUAAUGUGAAGUCAGCUACACUGAGAUCACCAUCGACUUCAGGUAAUGCAGUGUCAAAGACGAAAGCAAUAAAAUCUGAUAAAGAUGUUGACACGAUAUUUAGAAGAACUGAAGUAAUAGGUAGAGGGAAAUUUGGUAUAGUUUAUAAAGGUUAUAAUAUCAAGACAAAACAGAUUUAUGCGAUUAAAGUGUUGAACUUAGAUUCCGAUUCGGACGAAGUGGAAGACGUUCAAAGAGAAAUUCAAUUCCUUGCAUCAUUAAAACAAAUGCCAAAUAUUACGCGGUAUUACGGAUCUUAUUUACAAAACACAAGCCUAUGGAUUAUUAUGGAAUAUUGUGCAGGUGGAUCACUCCGUUCUCUUUUGAGACCAGGUAAGAUAGAGGAGAAAUAUUUGGGAGUAAUAAUGAGAGAACUCCUGAUUGCAUUAAGUUUCAUUCAUAAAGAUAAUAUCAUUCAUAGGGAUAUAAAAGCUGCCAAUGUCUUAAUAUCAAAUGAUGGUUCGGUGAAAUUAUGUGAUUUUGGUGUGGCAGCGCAAUUGAAUCAAGCGAGUAAUAGAAGACAAACGAUGGCAGGUACACCGUAUUGGAUGGCCCCAGAAGUAAUAAUGGAAGGUGUUUACUAUGAUACAAAAGCAGAUAUUUGGUCCUUGGGGAUUACUGCAUAUGAAGUUGCUACAGGUAAUCCACCUUAUUGCGAAGUAGAGGCCCUAAGAGUAAUGCAACUAAUCACAAAAUCGAAACCACCCAGAUUAGAAGGUAAGAGUUAUAGUGUCUCGCUAAAGGAAUUUAUAGCCUUAUGUUUGGAUGAAGAUGCCAACGAACGUCCGACCGCUGAUGAUUUACUUAAGAGUAAAUUUAUACGGACACAUAAAACAACCCCUACAUCUAUUCUAAAGGAACUUAUAACGAGGUACUUAUUGUUUAGAGACAAAACUAAACGCGAUAGUAUGAAUCCGAUUGUAGAUGGUAAUUAUAACAAAAUCGAUAACCGUAUAGAAAGUGAUCGUAAAUCAAUAACGAAUGGUGUAAAUGAUGAUAACUCCGAAGAAGAUAUAGAUGUAAAAUGGGAUUUUGAUUCUUUAAGUUCUGCAGAUUACAUUGUUGAGAAUAACAUUAACAUAGACAAUAUUACGAAUGAUACCAACUAUUGGAUGAAUGAGCAACAUGACAAUUUGAAUUAUGCAUACCCAGAUGAAGAUCAAUACAUAUAUUACCAGACCAACAAUAAUGUGAACAAGACGUAUUACCAUGGGACAACCAUAGGGAAAGCUGCACCUGGUACUGUAUAUCAUAACUCUACAUUAAGUGCAAUGCCUUCACAUCAGAAUGGUACCUCCAACAUGAAUAGUACUGCAUUCCAUGGUACUGGCUCACAUAUAAACAGUAAUACAGGGACAGGUACUCAUUCCAACAUGAAUGUCGAUACAAAUGCCCCCAAACAAUUAUUGGAAUUAUUUGAAGAGAAUGAUACCAUUAAUGAGGCCGAUGAAGAUGCUGGGAAUGAUUUGGGGCGUUUGCCGCAAAACAUGUCAACUACACACAUGGGAUCACUCCUCGAACAGUCAAUGACACCUAUUUCAGAUAAUAAUGCUCGUCCUGUCAACAUCUUAAAUAAUGGAUCUUUUUUCAGUCAAAGCACUACAUCUUUACCUGUUUUACAAACAAAAUUCAACAGUAUGUCAAAGGGUCCAACCAGUGCAAUAACAUCGAUACCAACCUCUAUUGAGAUUGAAAUACCCGAAGAAUUACCUACAAGUACUACUCACCCAACAAGUGCAUUUGUGGAUACCUCCUCAUUACAUACGAAACCUAGAUCUUCUACUCUAUCCACAUCACCAAUGUCAUAUAAACAACCACCGGGUCUAUCUAGACGAUUAACUGUGAGUGGCAAUAACAAUCCAAGCCGUAGCGAUGAGACAAAUGGAAUUGCUUCUCCUUCGUAUCCCAAUUUGGCACCGCCUCCUCCCACCACCAUUGAAGAUGAAAUAAAGAAGUCCAGUCAUUCUGCAACUUAUUCAAAAACAACUAGUAACAAUGGAACCAUAAAUGAAUCGAGGGAACACACGAUGACCAGUGCACCAAGUUCUUCCAUAUUCAAGAAUGUUCAUAGUACCCCAUCACCAUCCAAAUUAUUACAUUCAGGGUCAAUAUCCCCUAAUCGUAAACCUACGGUGUCACCUUCUACAAGCUCGCAUGGUAUACUUGGCCAUAGUACUAGUAAUCUAGGGAAUCCUCCAAUGAUGAAACCACUUGGUACGAAGGUUGAUUCAAAGAAUACCAUGUUACAUCCCUUAGAUACUAAUAUGUCAAACGGUGCUGGUACCCUCCCAAGUACAUCUACAACGACGAGUGCUACUAUCAAUAGUAACAUCACAUCAACCACCAGUACAGCGGUAUUAAACGAUACUAAUGAAGAAAAUGAAACACCAUUGACAACCAAUGAACCUGCGGUUAACACAAGAAACGGUACUACAACAACUUUGAAGAGAAAUAAUUUCAAUUUGAAAUUACAAAUGCCACUACCAACUACAAUGACACGUAAUAAACUAUUAGACAAUCAUUCAACUGCUAAUAAUGGAGGAACCAAUACUAAAUCUUCUACAUCUAAUGUGAUUUCCAAUGGUCCAGUGUCUGCACCAAGUGAAAACAUCAAUCAAUUUGGGUUUAAUACCAAGACUACAGCUAAUAUUCCUGUGUCAAUGACACCUAUCAGUGAGAAACAUCUAGAUUUUGGAAGUAAGAUCAAGAGAAGUUUAAGUGUAUCUAAUCGAAAGAAUUCUUUAUCAUCUAAUGAUUCAAAUGCUAACAAUAGCAGUAAUAAUAUUACUGGAAGUCAACAAAUAUCUGAUAAUAGUAUUCAAGACUUACAUAUGACAAACAGUGAAAAUAGUACGGAAGGUUCUCAUUCCAGGACAGAACAAUCUCUGGAGAAUAACAAUGAGAAUAACAAUAACACAAACGAUCAGAAUAAAAACAGUAAGAUUGAAGUAAUAGGAUCAAAUAUUGCCGAUAUACCUACUGAAGAUAAUAUCAUAUCUGAUGUAGGAACUACCACCAAUGCAUCCACUGCAUCCAUAGCGACAACUACAAUAACGAAUACAGACAAUCCUAGUUCCAAUUCCAAUUUAAUGAAGGAACCUCCUAAGACCUUGGAUAUGAGCAUGUUUCAUGAUACUUCAUUUACUGUAGAUACUAGUGGGCAAAUUGGUGGUUAUGAUAGAAGACGUAUAGAUAAAAGGCCACAAUUAUUACAAGAAUUGGAAAAUUUACUUGGAAUGUUUGAAAAUGGUCUUCCUGUACUCGAGAAUACAUUAAAAAAGAUGUUACAAAAUCCUAAUGAUAUUUUAUCUACACAACCUCCAAGUAAUAAUACUACUACAAAUAGAAACACCAGUAACAACACAGAUAGUAACGAGACAACCAUUACAAAUCUAGGGGUAAACGCAAGUCCGUCAACAAAUGGAACGUCAACUACAUCGGUUGGUUUAGCAGCUGCAGCAAUAACUGGCCCACCUUCUCCUUUAGCACUACAGGAAAAUAGUAUCAUCACAACGUCUCAUUAA